Hypomesus transpacificus is the source of this 2232-nucleotide messenger RNA. RefSeq names its product ELL associated factor 1 (gene eaf1). Gene Ontology annotation, molecular function: transcription elongation factor activity. The record is from RefSeq and is a predicted model, not a curated record. The transcript has 6 exons. Gene Ontology annotation, biological process: regulation of transcription elongation by RNA polymerase II; positive regulation of DNA-templated transcription. Gene Ontology annotation, cellular component: super elongation complex. The coding region runs from base 140 to 931 and encodes 263 amino acids. NCBI's taxonomy places the organism in Eukaryota, Metazoa, Chordata, Actinopteri, Osmeriformes, Osmeridae.
GCCAUGAAUGGCUUGUUUUGCUAAUGUUUAUCUGCGACGUAUCUCGUAAGAGAGACACACAUUACCCAUAGCUGUGGCCUCAAUUGAAAUUAUUUUCAUACUGUAUCUUUUACCAUUUUGAUAAAUGUAAAACGGAGUCAUGAAUGGGAGUACAAAUCCGCUCUUGGACAAAGAGGAGCAUGUAUUGAAGCUCGGGGAGAGCUUUGAGAAGAGGCCAAAGUCAUCAUUUCACACGAUAAGAUAUGAUUUCAAACCAGCCUCCAUUGACACGAGUUGCGAGGGAGAGUUACAAGUCGGCAAAGGGGAUGAAGUUACCAUCACGUUACCUCACAUUCCAGGCUCCACGCCACCAAUGACAGUGUUCAAAGGGAACAAGCGGCCAUAUCAGAAAGACUGCGUUCUAAUCAUCAACCAUGACACUGGAGAGUUUAUGCUGGAGAAACUCAGCAGCAGUAUCCAGGUCAAGAAAACCAGAGCUGAGGGUAGCAGUAAGAUUCAGGCCAGGAUUGAGCAGCAGUCUGUACGGGCCAGCCAGCCCCCUUCCCAGUUCCGCGCUCCCACCAAGCCCGGCACGGGGACCAAGACCUCCCCCUCCCCCUCGAAGGACAACCCCUCUCCUGAACCCCAGCUGGAUGACAUCAAAAGAGAGCUGCGUGCUGAGGUGGAGGUGAUCGAGCAGAUGAGCAGCAGCGGCAGCAGCUCCUCAGGCUCGGCCAGCGUCUCGGCCAGCGGCGACGACUCCUCCAGCAGCGACGGCGAGCACGACGCCCCGCCACCCCCCGGGGCCCCGCCGCUGCCCCAGCCCUCCCCCAACCGGCCCCCCACGGCCAACGGGGGGGUGGACAGGCAGCAAGGCAGCAACCAGCUGUUGAACACACUCAGGAACGACCUGCAGCUCAGUGAGUCAGGCAGCGACAGCGACGACGACUGAGGGGUCCUCGCUGCUGAGUUGUUGCCCCCCCCCCCUUGCUGGGUCUUCCCUCGUCUACCUCUCACCUUCACAUCGCUCUCUGUCUCUCUUUUUCUCUCUCUGCCUGCUUCCUUCAUUUUGUUGCCAUGGUAACUGACUGGACUUGUAAAGCGCUGCCUGUUUUUAGUGUUUGUUUUUUUUUAUAUCUCCCAAAAGUUUGAAAUUUGAAAGAGUGUAUUUUUUAUUAGCUGUAUAUGUUGUUUUGUAUCUCAAACUUCUUUUUCCACAAUGGCAACUUCGAAAAGUAUAUAGAUGUGUAUGUAUAUAAAAAAGAUAUGAAUGCAUAAUACAUAUUUUCUGUACCUAGACCUCCUAGUUUGGAGGGGCUUAAUUUAAAUAUCACUCCCAUCCUCCCCUGCAGUCAUGUUUUUUCAUGUUUUUAUGGUCAGUCUUUCAAUGUUAAAAGACUCUCACAGAAAUACGAUAUAAAGUAUUAAUGUAGCAUCAGAUGAAUAAUUUCCACAAUUUAGCUCAAAUGUUUUUUUUUGUUUGUUUUUUUACGAUGGAUGAACCUGCCAGUGUUGAUGAAUCAGUUCAUUGAGCUAUACCAUCUAAUUAUUUGAGCCCAAAGACAUGGCAUUUUAUGAUUUGUACGGCUGACUAACAUCAAUCCACUCCAGUAUAAUCCAACGUCACACUUCUUAGCAGGUCAGAGGGACUGUGCUUAGUCAGAGACCCAGAGCCCUUCAUCCUGCUCUGUUAGUUUCUCAGUUUCUGCCCUGCUCCUCCAGCUACUAGGGUUGGAGGUCAUAUUACUGGAUACAGUUCAUCACCCUUUAACGAUACGAUCCCAAACAAAAUACUGUAGGUUUUUCUUACCUCUGUUGUUGGCAAUCCGUCAUACAGUCUUUUGUAAGUUGCUACAUUAUAUUAUUAAUAUAAUAUUUGAAUGCAGUCAGCGUUAAAGUGCUACUUGGCAGCUGUAUCCUUGCCCUAGUAGUGUGUGAGUGUGUGUGUGAGUGUGUGUGUGUGUGUGAGUGUGUGAGGUGGACUGAAUUGGUGCUGUCAAGUCUGGAUAUCACUCCACACAGAGCUGUUUGAUAGAAUUUGCAGUGUUCAGUCUCUUGAGAUACUUUCCUAUUUAACAAAAGCAAUCUGUGUUGUACUGAAGGUGUUUUAACCCUUUUGUUUACCACUCGUGUUACAUCGGUGUUUGUGUUGCUGUUCAUUUAGAAAGUAUUUGAAGUGUGUCCAUUUGUACCCAUGGUAAUGGGUUCAUUUACCCAUCCUUCCUGUGCGCAGAAACUUGUUACCGCCAAGAA